Cherax quadricarinatus is the source of this 1391-nucleotide messenger RNA. Lineage: Eukaryota; Metazoa; Arthropoda; Malacostraca; Decapoda; Parastacidae. The record is from RefSeq and is a predicted model, not a curated record.
UGCCGCUGCUGCCGCUGCCGCUGCUGCCAAUAUAAUACAUGUAUAUGUACUGAGCUUGUUGGGAUUCAAGCUUAUAUAUAUAUUCUAUGCGAAGUAAUUGAAUUUAUUUGAGUUUAUCAAGUGUCUAAUUCAUUCGCAAUGAACCUGAAACGAUUAAUGAGUUGCUUGCUUCUGGUGGGAACUAUUUGGUGCAUAGUCUUGUCUAUGUCCUCACAUUCCCUCACAAGGCUGGAAAAUCUGGUGCUGGGCCUGUUAGCAGGAUUCUCUGCUAGUUACAUAGUGCAACUAAUUAUUACUUGUUAUAAUUCCUCUCAUAAGGGUGAAAAAGAAAUCUACUGUGAAAACAAAGCUGAAAACCCAACACAAACUGCCCGAGAAGAGACUAUCCAAGACAUGGAUGAAGCGCACUUCUUCACCCAGCUGACAGAUAAUACUAUUAAAGAAAGUUCUUGGACCACAGUUGCUGGGAGAAACCGUCGCAUUAAAAAUAACAAACCAAACAAAAAUGAAUUAAAUAAUAACAAAACUUACGCUAAUACUUCCAUACCAAAAGCGACUUAUUACAAACCCACAAGGGGCUGCAAAGAAAUCUACUGUGAAAACAAAGAGGAAAACCCAACACGAAGUAUCCAAGAAGAGACUAUCCAAGACAUGGAUGAUGUGCACUUCCUCACCCAGCUGACAGAUAAUACUAUUAAAGAAAGUUCUUGGACCACAGUUGCCGGGAGAAACAGUCGCAUUAAAAAUAACAAACCAAACAAAAAUGAAUUAAAUAAUAACAAAACUUACGCUAAUACGCCUAAACCAAAAGUGACUUAUUACAAACCCGACAGGGUCUGCGAAAAGGUUGAGGUGGCCCCAGACCUUCGAAAGGUAAUCUUAGGUUCUGGGGGUGCAGCCUUAACCCAAUUUACAAAAACUUAUUAGGUUAAAGUCUCCAUUCCUGGAAGAAAUGACCCAACCACAACCGUUACAGUAGAAGGUUUACAAGAAAAUGUCAAGACAGCUGUGUCUGCUAUGAACACUAUCUUGAAAGAAUACACAAAAAAACAAAAGGUUACAAAAUUCAUAGACAUUCCUAAAGAAUUCCGUAAGGUAGUUGUAGGGUACCGUGGCGACAGUGUGGCAAAACUAAGGAAAAUAUAUGGUGUCUAGGUCACAAUUCCUCUGCAAAAUGAACCUGAUGGACCAAUACGUGUGAAGGGUUCAUCAGAAAAUGUUGACUGUGCCAUAGAACACAUAAAAGAAAUGAUUAAAGAUUAUAAAAAGCUAUUGCAAGAGAAGGAAAAAAAUCAGCCAGUUGAGAAAUACAUUUCUGUCCCUCACGACAGAAGGAAAUUCAUCGUUGGGAUCAGCGGCCAAACACUUUCUCAACUCAUGAGUGAUAACAA